Varanus komodoensis (Komodo dragon) is the source of this 2175-nucleotide messenger RNA. RefSeq names its product WW domain binding protein 11 (gene WBP11). The record is from RefSeq and is a predicted model, not a curated record. Bases 97 to 1608 code for a protein of 503 amino acids. Lineage: Eukaryota; Metazoa; Chordata; Lepidosauria; Squamata; Varanidae. The transcript has 7 exons. Gene Ontology annotation, biological process: mRNA cis splicing, via spliceosome. Gene Ontology annotation, cellular component: spliceosomal complex.
AAUGCACAUUGCAACCCUUGAAGAUUAACCAAAGGGGCAUUUUAAUCUUUGCAGAAUGCCCAGCAUGUUGAAGUGGAGAGUAUCCCCCUGCCCGAUAUGCCUCAUGCUCCUUCAAACAUCCUGAUUCAGGAUAUUCCUCUGCCUGGAGCCCAGCCUCCUUCUAUUCUUAAAAAGACAUCAGCCUAUGGACCUCCUGUCCGGCCUGUUUCUGUACUUCCACCUCCUGGGCAUGGUGUUCCUCGCUUACCUCCAGGCAGGAAGCCUCCUGGACCUCCACCAGGACCACCUCCACCUCAGGUCUUGCAGAUGUAUGCUCGUAAAGUAGGAUUCUCCCUAGAAAUGGCCCCUCGAAGAAGAGAGGAGGAGGUGUCUUAUAGUCCAGAGACAGGUCCACGAGGACAUGAUGAAGAAGCCUCAAGUACCAGUGAAGAUGAAGGGUAUCCUGAGGAUAUGGAUCAAGACAAGCAUGAUGACACUACUGAUGACAGUGACAGUGACAGGAGUGAUGCAGACAGUGAAGGGGAUGAGUUCAUGCAUCAUGAUGACAAUGCUGAAAGAGAGGGUGGUGAAGACAAAAAAUCAGGUCAUAGUGUGCGGUUUGCCGACAUACCUGGAAAAUUGCGAAAGAAGAAAAAGAACAUGAAGGAGCUCACUCCACUUCAGGCCAUGAUGUUGCGGAUGGCUGGUCAGGAAAUUCCUGAGGGCGGCAAAGAGAUAGAAGAAUAUUCUGAAGAUGAUGAUGAUGAAGAUGAAGAUGACUCGGAAGCGGAGGACACCCCACAGCAGCAAAGCACAGAAGAGUCCCAUAUAGAGACUGUGUCAGCAACACCCUCUCAAGCAGCACAGCCGCCGCCGCCACAGCAGCAGCAGCCACCCCCUCAGCCUGUCCCUCCAACUCAGAUGCAGGCUCCUCCCAUGCCUGGGCCGCCCCCACUUGGGCCACCUCCUGCACCACCCUUGAGGCCUCCAGGACCACCUACUGGUCUUCCUCCUGGUCCACCUCCAGGGGCUCCUCCAUUUCUUAGGCCACCUGGAUUGCCUGGACUGCGUGGACCUUUACCACGACUUUUGCCACCUGGACCUCCCCCUGGCCGUCCUCCUGGUCCUCCACCUGGGCCACCUCCAGGUCUUCCACCUGGUCCUCCUCCAAGGGGACCCCCACCUCGUCUACCACCUCCAGCCCCUCCAGGUAUCCCUCCUCCUCGACCAGGCAUGCUGCGCCCUCCAUUGGUGCCUCCACCUGGGUUAUUCCCACCAGCUCCCAUUCCAAAUCCUGGCGUACUCAGUGCUCCUCCCAGUUUGAUCCAGCGUCCCAAAGCAGAUGAUACCAGCACAGCCACCAUUGAGAAGAAAGCCACAGCUACAAUCAGUGCCAAGCCACAGAUCACCAACCCCAAGGCUGAGAUCACCCGCUUUGUGCCCACAGCCCUGCGGGUUCGCCGAGAGAACAAGGGGACAACAGCUUCCACCCAGAGGAAACCUGACGAUGAGCCUUCUGUUCAGAUAUCCAAAGCAACACCAAAGGCCGGCUCUUCUGCCCCUGUAUCUGUGCAGACCAAGGAUGAUGUGUAUGAAGCUUUCAUGAAGGAAAUGGAGGGACUGCUGUGAUAAUCUAUUCCCAGUUAACCUUUACGUCCUUUGCAAUGAGAUCAGACUACUGUAUUAGGGGUAGGGAUUCCAUGUUAUACUGGCAUCCAGUUGAAGGGCUUCCUUUCAGGCAAGGAAUAGUCCCCCAUCCCAGUUAACACAUGAUCCGACUUGGAAAGUCCACUGUAGACUUGGAAGAGGGGCAUAAUCACCUACCCACCUUUUAAUGAAAAGUUCAUUUGUCUGUGCUCCCAUGGAAAACCUGUUGUCUUAUUUUUUUGUUAAGGGAAGGAACAUUUUUGAGAAACCAGAAUGUCCUGGUAAAUUAUCUCCUAUACAUAUACCUGAUCAUCAGGUUUUUAGGCUCUGUUUUGGUGGCUUUCUGUAAAUAUUUUGUAAUGCUAUUUUGAGUUGGGUGAGACUAACUGGUUUACAUAGUCAUAGAGGUGGGCAGGCUGCUAUUUGCAUAUAUGGCAUGUAAACUUUUUGCACCCACCCAGUGUAUCCUGCAAUCACUUCAGUGGCUUUUUGCUAACAAGAAAUAUCAUUGUUACAUGAAAGAGAAUAAAUAUUUGAUGUAUUAUAACA